Messenger RNA from Suillus paluster, 788 nucleotides. RefSeq lists its product as uncharacterized. The transcript has 4 exons. The annotation marks the transcript as partial. The record is from RefSeq and is a predicted model, not a curated record. NCBI's taxonomy places the organism in Eukaryota, Fungi, Basidiomycota, Agaricomycetes, Boletales, Suillaceae.
GAAAUUCUCAAUGCACUGGUGUUGACAGACUUCACUGUCACCCAGCUUUUUGAAGCAGCUCAAGUACUUACUGUUCUGAGGGCCCAUCACUCGGAACUUCUUCGUGAAAACAAGGCAAAUGUUAUACUGGACUUCACAAUUAUAGCGUACCAACGAUUUCUAGUUCCACCCCACGACGCACGUUCGCAUCAUGUCUCAUUCUUGUGCGCUUUCCCCAUGGUUGUCUAUGCGAGCGACGUGCCUUGGGAGGCAAGUCCAAAAGCACAAUUACUUGCGCAUCUUCCUCACAUUGGAUCCGGUCAAUAUUUCCAAGACAAUCCAAAUGCACUUGCAAUCACCAACCUCAAAAAGGUCGAGGAUAGCCUCCCUCUCAAUUGGUCCAUAGGAGCUCAGAACCCAAUGGUGCAAAUUUCGGACAUGAGGAUCGGGCAUAGAUUGACAGAUUUUUAUCGUCCCGUAUCCCGUUCAUCGUGCCCUGCAGAAUGACGCACAUAUGGACCUUGCGCUCUGAAUUGCACCUCCAUCUUGAUGUGAGUCAAUUCGCGGAAUUGGCAUGCAACUGACCGGACGAUUGGUAGUUCUGCGACGUGUACGAUAAAUCAUACAUGGAAGAACUUUUGGAUAGCACGACUGCCAUUGCCCUCUGGAUCAUUGACUGGGACGCAUAGUCAAGUGUCGGCGGUGAGAUUAGCUCUCAUAGUCAACCAAGGCACGAAAGCAUUUUGAGUUUGUGGAUGUAGGUAGACUGAGAGUGGUUAAUAAGCCAACCAACUACUUUGUAAAUCGUG